Messenger RNA from Paramecium primaurelia, 1256 nucleotides. NCBI's taxonomy places the organism in Eukaryota, Ciliophora, Oligohymenophorea, Peniculida, Parameciidae. The record is from the annotation of a GenBank genome assembly.
AUGUUAUAUUAUAAACCUAAACAUCUAAAAUCUGUUGUUCCUUCAAUUUUCACAACUGAACCUCCAAGUGCAGCAGAUUCAAUUAUUUUGGAUUCUCGUAUAUUAAGUGAGGAGAAACUAAAUCUAAAUAACAAGUUUGCUUUACUUGAUCAAUUCAGCCAUCGAGCCUUUGAUAUUAAAGAAUAUAAUCUAACUUAAAGAGAAUUACCUAGUAGAAAGAAACACUUUAUUUAGAAUAAUAAAUUAGAUGUUUGGGGAGAAACAACCUUAACACUUUACAGAAAUCAAUUCUUAUAUACAUCUUUAGAUAUUCAUGAAAAAUAUUCACCUGUAGUCUUAUUCAUCUAUGUAAAAAAAGGUGAUCCUAAUACAAAAAUGAGAUUAUUUUGUUCUGUUAAAUUUUAAUAACCCAAUCGUUUCAAUGCAGAAAUCGAAACAUAUGGUCGAGUCCUCAAAUAUCACUCUAGAGAAGGUACAACUUUUUUUGAUCCUACACUUUAUGUUGCUAUAUUAGCACAUAAUGAUGUUGUUAUUACUAUAAAAAAUGAAUUUGCUAAACCUCCAUUACCUAGAAAAAUGCCUUAAAUAAAAAAAAAGGAUGAAUUAUGUUCAGAUAUUGAAGAGUUAGCUGAUUUAAUAAUUCGAAAAAGAAAAUUGAGAUAGAAAUCUCUAAAUUUCAUCAAUCUUAAUAGAUCAUUGCCUAGAAAAUAAAGAAUUGAAUCUCCUUGUAAUACUGAGAGAUUAAAAGAAAUAAAAUUUAAAUAAACAAUCAUAUAAAAGGAAUAAAGUUUAAAAAGAAUUGCUUAAAUAGCAUUACAUGAUGUUGCCAAAGAAAUCAAAUAAAAAUAGAUGAAUAUUCAACUUAAGUAUUAGAUUAUAUUUAUUAAUAUAGAUAAAUGCAUAAAGAAUGGAUUUGUAAGAAAUGGAUUUAGAUUAUUAUUUUAGUAAAUUAAAUAGUACCAUCAAUUAGUAAUUAUAUUAAAGUACAAAAACGUAUAUCAGAAAAGAAUAUGAGGAAAUAAAUAUUGACAAUGUAAUUCAUCAACAAAAUAAAAAAUAACAUUCUACAUUUAGGACCAAAAAUAAAAUUAAGAACCUUAUUACUUUGUAAAAUGAGUAUGUAGAAUUGCAUUAAUAAUCAAAAAGAUAAAAUUAAAUAGAAGAGUUAUAAUAUAAUAAUUGAAAUUCUAAGAUAAAAUAUCAGAAGUUAUAAUACAGUUACAAAAGGCUUACAUACAGUUAAUCUAAGUAAUUGA